GAAGCGAAAUAUCGUGGAAUCAGUACGUCUCAGUCGCCCGCGCGCACGCGAACGCAAGUUAUUCUCUUCGUCACACACUUGUGACUGUAAGUGGAGUGAAACUUAUGAAAAUCUCAAGAAAUUGUUAUAAAACAUAGCUGUUUAGUGAUACUUUACACGAGGAGUUCGUCAAUGGAUUUUUCUGGCACAGUACAGGUGGAGGUUCGCGCCACGAAAUUUGUUUUUGUUUGCGCUGUUUGAGCCGGUGCACUAAUUGCUGUUGCGGAGUGCCACUAUAAUGGAGUGACAGUUGAAAAUGCGGUGGUUCAAGAAGGGCGAGCCGCCGCGGCUACUAGCCGUCACGCCCGACGAACCGAGGCCUACACGCCGCUCGAGAAUCGAUUUAUCUCCAGUACGCUACCCCAAUCGCAAAAGCAGCAGCAGCUCGGUUGAAACCAACUUCUACAAUCUUAGCGAUCAGAUUAUAAUCGUUGAAAAAUCUCCACAUCGAUGCCACCGGGCUGCCGAGACUCCAGUUAGUCGGCGCAUAUCUCUACAAAACGGCCCCGCUUCACCGCAGGAAAGUUAUAAUACAUCGCGCAAAAACCGCGGAGGCUCACUGGAGAAAGAAUACAUGGUAUGUAGAGAAAAGCGAAACCCGUUGCUCGACAAAGUAAAGAACACUAAACUAUCUUGCUUCAAAUCGAACGGUCCACUGCGGCAUGGAGACGACGCUGCAUCAACGUCUGGAAGUGACUGCAGUGGCUUCGGACACGUAGAAGAUGUCACUAAUUGUCGGUAUACGCACAAUUACGCUGACACUCAUAUUGAAUUCGAAAAUCAUAACCCCUGGGUCAAAAUGCCCAACUAUUAUGACGAUGUCUUUUUCGUCAAAAAUAUGACUAGUCCUGUUGAGUGUCAAUGGAGAGAAGGCAAAUCUUUUACGAACAGAGGCACUCGAUGUUACAGCUCCGGGUCAGAGUGUGAUAGAUAUCAUGCAAUACCCAAAGCUGGCGCUAAGCUUUCUAAAUCUAGUGAUCAAAUCUUUAACGAUGACUAUGAAGCAUACGAUGAUGCACCAAUCGCGCUCAACACUCAAAAAAAGACUGAUAAACUUAAGACUAAGGAUGAAAAAGAUUCGGUAGGGCCUAGUUCCUGUCUAUCGGCAAAACUAAGAGCUAUGUCUGAUAGAUAUCUGAAGUCAUCUACUAACAGAUUUCUAUCAAAGCUUUAUAAGCAAGCGGGUGAACACGACGAGGAAGUAAAUGCUAGUAAUGAUAAUAUUUUGAAAACAACCAGUGCCGUGAAAAGCCGAAAGAAAAGAGGUGGAGUAAAAGCUAAGCUACGCAGUUUUUCGUAUGGCGCUUUGCCUGGCUUAGAAGAGUUCCAAAAAGGUCAUUCAGUGUUUCAUGAUGAUGUAUAUCAAAUAUCGUGCGAUGAUGAAAACGUUUUAAUUCAAGAUUGCGAAGAUGCAGAUUCAGGAAUUCUUGUUAACGAAUCGGCAGCCUCUUCUAUUUUCGACAGUGACAGGAUAUCAUCUCGCUGUGAAAGUUCUGCUUCUCAGGCGAACACUCUUCUUCCUAGUCAUGGUAGGAGUGUAUCCGGUGAUCAAAGCUACAUGAAAGCGAGGACAUCGGGUAGAAUGAGCAGGGAGAGAAAAGAUUGUCCCAGACCAAGGCCUAGACAAACCCAAAGAGCUUUAUCACUCGAUCGUAAGGAAAUUCUUAGGCGUAUGCCAAAAAAAGAAAAUGAUUACGAGGAACCUCAAUUUCUACAGCUUACCGAAAAACAGAAAAUGCGGCAAAGAGACGCAAGUCAGGAUUGCGGCAUUCCGCCUAUUCCUCCAUGUAGGAGACCUACAAGAGGUAGCAGGCAAGAGAAAUCACAAAACGAGUUUAAAGUUGUUAGGAUAAUUAGGAACAAUCCUUCAGAUGAACUCGGUAUAUUCAUUGCCAAAACCAAACUAACGGAUGAAGGUCAUGUGGGAUAUCUCGUCGCACAUGUAGUACCCGGUGGAUUAGCGGAAAAAGAAGGCACCCUACGUAUUGGAGACGAACUGCUCAAUGUAAAUGGCCGAAGACUUCGCGAUUUAACCAUGGCUGAAGCUAAAGAAGCUCUUAAAUCUGGGGCCGCCGAAAUUGACAUAGUAAUUUGUAGGCAGCGAGAUAAGCCAGCAGACGCCAGGCAAAGAGAACUAUCCCAAAGGAAUAUAAUAUUAAUGAGAGAAAGUUCUGUGGAUUACGAAAAUGCUAUUAUUUUGGGGAAGGAAAAACGUGCAGACAAAUGUGACGUCAAAAUAGACCGACGUCGGUCGCAGGAUGAGUCGGCGUGUAAUCACACAACGCUAUCAGCGGCGGACGAGUCAGCCGACAGCGCGGCAGCGGCGCACUCGCACUUCCUCAAGGGUCAGAACGCGAGCUACAGCAGCAUGAACAACAAGCUGCUGCGCCGGCAAGUCGUAAGCUAUGGUGGCGCCAACAAGGACACCCUAGCGCUCAGUUGUGCCGCAGAUGUCGUUAACGUCGACACGCCCGACGGUGUUGAACGGACAAAAUGUAAAGACGAUAGUGAACGUGAACCACAAACGCCGAACGCGGCAAACUUCUGUACCUUACCCCGGAGACCAAGGGCGCCAACGCAUACUUACCACACCAUUACAUUCGAGAAAGGCCAUGGGAAGAAACCGCUCGGCUUCACCAUCGUGGGAGGUCGUGACUCACCACGGGGUCCACUGGGCAUAUUCAUCAAAAGUAUCCUACCACAAGGACAGGCUAUUGAUGAUGGAAGACUGAAAGCAGGAGAUGAGGUGUUAGCAGUGAACGGACAUGCAUGCCACGAACUCGCGCAUGUAGAAGCACUGGCGCUUUUCAAGUCAGUGCGCAGUGGACCCAUCGAACUCAGGGUUUGCAGACGAGUCAAAAACCCACAAUCAACCAAAGCUAAAUCUUGCACAGAUCUUCUCAACGAUGACGAGUGAAGCUAGAGGGCGCUGCUUCUGCUGAAGACUUUAGUGUACAUAGCUCUUACGCAUUAUUACUACUUUUGCAUGCUGUAGGUACUACUAUCAUUUGGUUUAUAUACUUUCCAAAAAUAAUCUCACCUUACAAAUAGAAUGUUAUCACGCUAUCAAAUAGCUUUAAAUCUAUCAUAUUUUAAAAGGGGUUUAUAAACCAUUUUUAUGUUAAAACCGCGUAUCUAAUCGAGUCGGAAUCUUUUGUGAUCAAACAGCUCUGUCAUGAAAUCGAUAUGUCAUGGGUGUCGUCGAUCCGUUUCUUAUAUUACUUGAUGAAUCGUAAAGUAUCUUUGAAUGUGCCCUUUUAAUAGUAGUUGCACAUUAAACGCUUUCACUUAGGUUAACAAAAACUUGCUAAAUCUGUUUUAAAUGAAUUCUGUACCUGACUUAAUUUCUCUUUUGUUUUUCUUUAAUUUAACAACGCUCAAACCUAGUGGAUACCUAAACUGAGAAAUCCAAAGAUAAUUAGGUAUUUCUGAAUCAAUAGAUUUUCCUACCUACUUUUAAAAUGUAUUAGAUAAUUACAGAAUUAUGUAUAAACAUGUAGAUACACUAGACAUAGAGCUCCAGAAGCCUAGAUAUAAACUUUUGCGACAGAUAUUCAUUAGUUUUGAAAAAUCUAGUGACUUAGAGUUAGUCAAUACAUAGUGUUAGACUUAAAAUUCUCUUGAAAUUAGCAAUGAAUGUAUAAUUAUGUGCAAUAAAUUAUAUCGAAAUUAUUGAAAGUAGAAAUGUGCACUCCUGAAGUAAUGAUCUGUCUACUGUGAUAGUUUUUUUUUUUUUUUAUUGACUUAUUUUGGAACACUUUUGAGGUACGGUUGAAAAAGAGAUCUGCCACUUGAGACAUUAGCCCUCCUAUUGCAAAAGCACUAUUUUUGAAGUUUUACAUAACAAACUUACUUCAACUAAUUAAACCCCAUCUUGUAAUAAGAGUAGACUAAUGUUUCAUGAAACCGUUCAAUGAAAUUAUAUUUAAGCACUGAUCUGUAAACAUUUUCUAUUAUUCAUGCUCAGUUUAACAAGACUUCGCUCAGGCCUCGGCUUUCAAAAUAUGCCAGAACGAAAUUGAUCUUUAAUGCUUUCACAAUGGAGACGAAAAUAGCAUGAUUUUGCAUGGAAUUAAGUUUUCAUUGGCUGCGGGGGCUGAGCAGGACUGGAACUUGAGCAGUUGACUGUUAUUUUUUCUAUACACUUUUUAUGAAAUAUUUUGCAAUGAAUUAAAGUUAGUUAUUAUCUAAACUUCCUGAACUUUACAGUGGCAUAAGUUUUCCAGUGAUUCUAUUUCUAAAUAUUUAAUCGUUGGGUUAAUCACUCGUAGAUAGAUGGUGAAUUGUAAUUUUGACUAUUAUUGUUAUUUAGAAUUUAUCUGUGGUAGAAAAGUUUAAGGCAAAUAUUGAAAAAUAACGUGGAAAGUUAAAAUUUUAAUCGAGACACUGAUGGUCCUACCAUGAAAUGAUGAGGAGUGAGAGACAGAUAAAGUUAUAUGUUUCUGACUAUAUACGUAUAUCGCUUUUGACAAGCCAUGGUAGACCUACCUUUCAGACUGAUACGACAAAAAUCUUUAAAUUGUUUCAAAGUUUCGGUUAUUUUUCAAAUUUUGUCUUACAACAAAAUGCUUAAAUUAAAAUUAUUGUAUUUUCGAAGUUCGCUCGCGUUUUAACGAGUGAUAAACUGUUUCUUAGCUAUCGCAAUUUAUUUUUGUUAUCAAGUAGGUGUCAUUUUCUAAUCGUUUGAAAAGGCUUAUUAUUUUAUUAUAGAUAGGUACAUAUCAUCAAUUUAUAAUUGUAAUGAUUGAUCGUUUAAAUAUAAUAAUCAUAAAUAUA
This is a messenger RNA of Helicoverpa zea (corn earworm), 4815 nucleotides long. RefSeq lists its product as uncharacterized. The transcript is spliced from 6 exons. Bases 296 to 2956 code for a protein of 886 amino acids. The record is from RefSeq and is a predicted model, not a curated record. Gene Ontology annotation, molecular function: protein binding. NCBI's taxonomy places the organism in Eukaryota, Metazoa, Arthropoda, Insecta, Lepidoptera, Noctuidae.